This is a messenger RNA of Scophthalmus maximus (turbot), 1124 nucleotides long. Its product is annotated as endonuclease domain-containing 1 protein-like. Lineage: Eukaryota; Metazoa; Chordata; Actinopteri; Pleuronectiformes; Scophthalmidae. The transcript has 6 exons. Gene Ontology annotation, molecular function: hydrolase activity; metal ion binding; nucleic acid binding. Bases 179 to 1021 code for a protein of 280 amino acids. The record is from RefSeq and is a predicted model, not a curated record.
CUCAGGUUCACCCCACACAAAUACCACGUGUCGGCAGCGAUGCAGAUAAAACGAGCGGACAAACGAGGUGAGAGGUGAAGGGAAGUCACGUAUAAAAGCGGGUUUCUGGCCCCGGGCAGAGUGUGGUGCACCAACAGGGGGCAGUCGAGAAUCCCUGAUUCCAACAGUUUCGUCCGCGAUGCAGACCUCGGUGACUUUGUGCGCUCUGCUCCUGUCCCUCCUCUCUGUCCACGCCGAUGUUGUGCAACGCUUCGAGGAUGUGCCAGAAUGUAUGAAGUUCUUCUAUAAAGAGAAGGUGCCAGAGUGGGGGGCUUCCACAGCUGCUGCUGCCCGUCUCUGUCAGCGCUUUGUCAACAGGUUCCACUUUGCCACGCUGUACGACACCAGCCAUCGCAUUGCCGUCUACUCUGCCUACGUUUUCCAGCCCAGCAACGGCGGUGGCAGGGAGAAGAGGUGGUUUGUCGAGCCUCAGCUGGUAAACAUGUCCUGGCAAGCCGAGAUGAAGGAUGGCUACUGGCUGGGCAAGGACCACCCUGGGGUCUACCAGGGAGAGAGACAGGCUCUGAAUGAGGACUUCACCCACUCUGGCUUUGACCGUGGUCACCUGAACCCCAACGGACACCAUGCAGUCCCCAGCCGCAACGCCACUUUCACCCUGACCAAUGUGGUUCCUCAGAACCCCAAGCUGAACCAGAACGCCUGGAGGGUCCACGAGUCUCAGCUCACUGACCUGUUCCGCAGCAAGUGCUCCAAGGCCUACGUGCUGGUCGGUGCCGUCCCGUCUGCGGACAACUGGAUUGUCAAAAACAAUGUGAGGCGUGUCAACAUCCCAGACUACCUGUGGAACGCCUACUGCUGUGUUGACAACAACGGACGGCCCCUCCAGAGCGGCGCUGCCGCCGCGAGGAACACAGAGGUCAACUGGGUGGAGGCACUCUCCCUGGACGAGCUGGGAGAAUUCCUGCAGCAGUUCUCCAAUCAACCAGUGGGGGAGCUGUUUGACAACAACUGCAGGGCGUGAAAGAUAAUCAGAGGGAUGAUGAGGAAAAACUCUGCAUAUGUUACAAAUUAACAUCUAUAUAAAUAUUUCCACCACCAAUGAAUAAAAAUUCUUUGCAGAGGGA